AUGUGUCUCCCUCGACAAAUAUUAACCACCAUUCGUCUCUACCCUCCAAAAGGCUUGACGCUUAGUAGCAUUACUUGCGACAACGUGAUCUCGAUAACCCCACCCCGUCCAUUCCUUGAGCAACCAAUUGAGCUAUUUCUUUGGGUUCAACUAAAGACACAAAACUCAGGGUGA
This is a messenger RNA of Plasmopara halstedii, 174 nucleotides long. RefSeq lists its product as uncharacterized. Lineage: Eukaryota; Oomycota; Peronosporomycetes; Peronosporales; Peronosporaceae. The coding region runs from base 1 to 174 and encodes 57 amino acids. The transcript is spliced from 2 exons. The record is from RefSeq and is a predicted model, not a curated record.